AUGCCCUUCUACAUCGCUGACGACACCUUCGCGGGGUCCUUGCUGGACAUGAGGCAACUGGUUUGGCCCUGGAGCGCGUUGCGCCCGGUGCCGGGCACCUUGGGCCGCGCCUCCUUUCACGUGCACCGCUGGAUGGCGCCCUUUCUGGCCUGGUACCCGUUGCUCUUCGCUUUCCGGCGCAACAUCUACGACCUGGCGGAUAAGCUCCUGGAGCCUACUAAAACAUCGCGCUCCAGCGCGCUGGUGGAGGCGGCUUGCAUGGAUCAGCUGCCCAGGGAGGUGAAGACCUUCCUGGUGGCGCUGCUCGGAUUGUACUUUCGCCUGGUCUUGAGCUUUUUCCGGGUGGGCUCCGGCUCUCUCUGCGCCGCUGGGGGCGGGGUGCACCUGCUACUGACGCCCAAUGCCUCUGUGAUCCUUGACACGGAUGGCGCUUGGGCGCCCAAGGUGCGUCCAGCGCCGGGGAACCAGGGCCUCAGCUGCCCGGGCCUCAAAGGCGCCGGCGUGGCGCCCUGGCGACGGAGGAGCCAUCCGUCUCCGGGCCAGAACUUGUUGCAGGUCAGUCGCGGGUCCUCCGCCUGGUACCGCCCCGUCUUCGACCUCAUCUGGCAUGCCGCGAUCGUCAAGAAAGAGUUCCCACCCGACGGGCUCUCGGAGCACGUGGCCUUGGCGUCGAAAAUUCAGCCGCGGCACUUUGCUGCGGAGGGGUGGUUGGAGGCCAAGCGCUGGGGACGCUUUGAAGAGGAGAUCCAAACAGCCUGGUGCAGCGAGCUUUCGGACAGCUCCUGGCCCUGGUCUGUGGCAUCCGGCUUCCAGCGGCACUGCGCUUUCCCCGCUUCGGCCUUCUGUUCAAGGUGGGUCUCCAGCCUGACCUACUCCCAACUGGUGGCCCUCACUUCUAACGAGUCCUCGCAGCAGCAUGUCUUCGAGCUGCUGGACUGGUGCGGCGUGAGCUCGUUGAACCGCGAUUUGCGCGCCCAGCAAAUCUGCAGCCCAGAGCCUGAGGAGGAGAAGCUCCGCUUGGUGUGCCGCAUCCGCCGCGCGGCGCGAGAGCUUCUGCCCAGCACGGCGGUGUCGCCCUUGCCCAGCGCCCGGGAGAGGUUGUGGCAAGAGCUGCCCAAGCAUCGGGCGCUGUGA
Effrenium voratum is the source of this 1134-nucleotide messenger RNA. The record is from the annotation of a GenBank genome assembly. NCBI's taxonomy places the organism in Eukaryota, Dinophyceae, Suessiales, Symbiodiniaceae.